This is a messenger RNA of Cryphonectria parasitica EP155, 759 nucleotides long. RefSeq lists its product as uncharacterized. NCBI's taxonomy places the organism in Eukaryota, Fungi, Ascomycota, Sordariomycetes, Diaporthales, Cryphonectriaceae. The annotation marks the transcript as partial. The transcript is spliced from 2 exons. Gene Ontology annotation, molecular function: oxidoreductase activity. The record is from RefSeq and is a predicted model, not a curated record.
GUGGCCAUCGUGACAGGCGGCAGCAGUGGUAUCGGUCUGGCUCUCACCAACCACCUCAUCGCCAAGAAAUGGCACGUCUUCAUCGUCGACCUCCAGCAGCCUGUCCUCCCCGUCCUGCCAGACCUCACCACGUUUCUCAGUGCCGACGUCUCAGACUGGGACCAGCUCGCUGCUGCCUUCGAGAAGGCUCACGCCCGCUUCUCGCGCCUGGACUUUUGCGCCCUGAACGCCGGCAUCGACGACAGAGACGACAUCUUCCGCUCCAUCUCGUCUGGAGACCUCCCGCCGCGCCGGCCCAACAUGCGCACCUUUGAGGUCAACCUGUUUGGACCGUACUACGGCCUCAAGCUCGCGGCGCACUACAUGAGCCGCAACCCGGAGCCGGUGGCCCAGGGCGGCAAGGUCGUCGUCACGGCAUCAGUAUCUGGUUUUCGGGCACAUCCUCUUCUGCCGCAGUAUAGCUCUACAAAAUAUGGCGUCCUGGGCCUAGUGCGGGCUCUUGCGCCAGCUGCCAAGGAGGUCAACAUUCGGAUCAAUUGCCUCUGCCCCGCCGUGACAGCAACGGGACUGCCGCCCCCAGGCUUGAUGGAGAAGCUCCCUGAGUCAAUAAUAACGCCCAUGAGUACCUUACUGAGGGGAUUUGAUGAGCUCGCUGAGUUCGACCGCUUAGCUACCGAGGGCAGGGCGAAAUGGGUGAGCCAGGGACAGAGCGGUGCUUCUGUAGAGGGCAACCUGGAGGAGCUGUAUUACAGGGAGGAA